UUUUUUUAACUCCAGCAGUGAAAUAUGAUGCUUAAUUUCACUUAUGGCAUGGCCCGUUAAUUUGCAGGUGUGUCCAGUAUGUGCAAUGAGGGUGGGAGUUGAUAUGGUUGCUCACAUAACAUUACAGCAUGGAAAUAUAUUCAAGAUGCAGCGGAAGAGGAAAUCACGUAAAAGUGGAUCUUACUCAACUCUUUCUCUUUUGAGGAAAGAAUUGCGCGAAGGAAAUCUGCAGACUCUAUUUGGGGGUUCGUCAUGUAUAGUGUCCUCAUCCAAUGCAGCACCUGAUCCAUUGUUGUCUUCAUUUAUUUUGCCAAUGGCUGAUGAUUUUGUCAGCGUUCAGAGUCACUUGUCUACUGAAACAAGCCCAGCCAAGAAAAGUUCAAAUGCAAAUGUAGCAGAACGAAACAUCCCGUCAUCUCCUCCUCUCUCAGUCAAGGAUCAGGAAGAGAAGGCAAAACGAUGUGAAUUUGUUCAAGGGCUUUUGUUGUCGACGAUUCUUGAUGACAUUUUAUGAGGAGGAAGAAAAAGGGGCAAGUACUCAUGGUAGCUGCUGCAAUUGUGGAUUUGAAAUUUGGAAGAGAGAGAGAACCCUGCCUCCAAUCUUAUGUUUGUUUGUAGUUAAUAUAACAAUGUAUUACAAAGUGUUUGAAUAAGGUGUAGGAAUGAGUGUAAGUUUAUUUUGGCUGUGAACUUUUAGUUAUUAGGCCACCAAUAACAGACUAUUUGAUCCUUUAAUUUGAGGUUCUUAUUAUAUUAAAGGAUAAAAAUUAAUAAUAA
Messenger RNA from Carica papaya (papaya), 777 nucleotides. The record is from RefSeq and is a predicted model, not a curated record. NCBI's taxonomy places the organism in Eukaryota, Viridiplantae, Streptophyta, Magnoliopsida, Brassicales, Caricaceae.